AUGAGCUGUCUCAAGGCUGGAUCGUCGACGCUCCGGGGGGGUGAUGUCGAGACGUUGGUGGUUUCUGGGUUUUGUCCGCCACAUCAGGCCACGCCUAAUUGUGGACAGUUCAGUCUCCGUGCGACCGCCACUUCCUAUCUCCCAAACAAGUUGGGCAUGUCCGCCAGUGUCCGCCACCUGCAUUCCAAUAUCGAAGCCUGCAAGCCUAUGCAUGCUGGUCCAGGGCAUCGGCGUGUUAAGCUGAGACAGCUGCGUUUCUGCCAUCGGCGCCUGUGCAGUGGUUGUCCGACCUUCAUCGAUGGACGACCUGCUGGCCUCUACUUGCAAGCAAGCCUGCUCGUGGUUCUCCUGCAGAUUGCGUCUUCAAGGGCCGCCUUUUGCCCCGUGUGGCCUGGAAGGCUGGUAGUUUGCAGCAGUUCGACUUUACUACGUCGUACGCCUGGACCCCGAUAA
Messenger RNA from Symbiodinium natans, 453 nucleotides. The record is from the annotation of a GenBank genome assembly. Lineage: Eukaryota; Dinophyceae; Suessiales; Symbiodiniaceae.